AAACGCACUGUCAGCUGUGUUUGCGGAAGUAUCCAAACUAGCGAAGAUGCAUGAGAAGUCAUGGUGCAUGGCCUCUAGUUUCUAUCAAGCUCUUGUAUUUCUUCCCACCAAAGAUAGAUGCACGCCUUCGAGCAUUAGAUAAUAAUAUUCCUUCAUUCCGGCUCAGCUUUUGUUGACCGACAGAGUUAACCGUCCAGUUAGCAUAGCACGCUAACGAAGCUUUUCCACCUGUAAGCAUGGCCCGACCUCUGCAAUUCCUCCACCUCCUCUCUAGGUUUUCAGCUCCCUGUGUGACUCCCUCCGUUUAUUUAAGCGGCGUCAGAUUCUCCAGCAAAGGAAACAGCAAAGCCUGGGUGGGACAGAACCAAGUGAGCACAGACGGAUCACGAAAGUCCAGAUUUAACGAUGAUGGGGAGUCUGAGCUGGAGGAGUUGGAAGAUAAACUUGAAACUGUGCUAGACGAGGAGAGAAGGAGACAGCGAUCAAUGAAAUAUGAUAUGAUAAGAAGGAAAAUGACUCCACCGGGAUCACCCCAGAGGAAACUAACAUGGGAUGCUAUUGAGCAAAUAAGAUAUCUGAAGCAAGAGCAGCCAGAGGAGUGGACGAUAGAGCGCCUUGCUGAGGGCUUCUCUGUCUCCUCAGAUGUCAUCCUAAGGGUCCUGAAGAGCAAGUUUACCCCCUCUACCAUAAGAAAAGCCAAACAGGAUGCUAAAGUCAUGGCUAGACUUGGCCAGCAGGUGUUGCCACCAGAUAGUAGGACACAAGAGAAGCAGCUGAAGCUGCCUCAAAAUCAAACACCAGCCAUACUGGCAUCCAGGGGGACAGAAGAUGCUCUGAUUUCUGUGACUUCUCAAACUCCGAUGAUUCAAAGUAAAGGUUUAGGAUCUCCCCUUACUGUUCAGCAUCCAAAGUUAACAGGUGGGAUUUGUAAAGAUGCCACAUUGACGUGGUCAACAGUAGAUGAGGGUGAUGCUGGUGCAAAGCCAACAGAAGAGGAUGAGGAGUGCUGGGAUGGACAGUUGUUGACAGAGGAGGAACUUGAGGAACUUCUGGAAAUGGAUAAACCUUCACCAGUGGUGCAAGUGGGGAACAAUUUCUUUGAUGCAGAAGGGAACUUUUUGUAUAAAAUCUGAGGGUAAAAUAAAAAAAAUAAAAAAUCUAUCUUGGAUGAAGAUGUGAUGUGUAUAUUGAAAUUACUGUAAUAAAUAAUCUCAGAAACUGUAAUAAU
This is a messenger RNA of Fundulus heteroclitus (mummichog), 1228 nucleotides long. RefSeq names its product neugrin, neurite outgrowth associated (gene ngrn). Gene Ontology annotation, cellular component: nucleus. The record is from RefSeq and is a predicted model, not a curated record. The transcript is spliced from 3 exons. The coding region runs from base 237 to 1133 and encodes 298 amino acids. Lineage: Eukaryota; Metazoa; Chordata; Actinopteri; Cyprinodontiformes; Fundulidae.